Molecule: messenger RNA, 2157 nt
Organism: Echinostoma caproni
Lineage: Eukaryota; Metazoa; Platyhelminthes; Trematoda; Plagiorchiida; Echinostomatidae
Source: the annotation of a GenBank genome assembly
CUGGCAUAUACUACAUUCUAUACCUGUAAACACCCGUCUGCAACACGAUACAUUCAGGCAUGGAUAAGACACACUUGGCAUACUAAAAAGAGUGAUCAGCUAUUAAGUGAGAUAAAAUACGAAGGCAAGAAGUGUAUUAUUCUGAAUGAUGCUGAUAUUCACGAGUUUAACGAAGCAAUUGCAACCAAUCUAUCAACAGAAAUCCUAGUCGUCCAUGGUUACAAAGCGAGAGAAAUUCCGCGGCAGUUAGAGCGACUGGGACAACUGGAAAUGUUUUUAAUGGGAGCAAGCCAGAUAUGUUUUGUUCCGACGGUCAUUUGCAAGCUCGUCAAUUUGUCGUUGUUGGACUUGUCUGGAAACCAAAUAGAAGAAGUCCCCGAUUGCUGGGAAACUCUGAAAAACUUGAAGAUUCUCGAUUUUUCCAAAAAUCUGUUAGAGAGACUACCAGAUUCUUUAUACGCGCUACCGCAACUACAAUCACUAGACAUAAGCGAGAACAAAUUUUCUCAUGUUUCACCAUCCGUUAGGCAGCUGAAAGGACUGCAAAUUCUUUCUUGUUCAUUUAAUAACAUUCAUUCUCUUCCAGACGAAAUAACAUGUCUUCAGAAUCUACUAGUGUUGCGUCUUAUGAACAAUAAACUUUGUUAUUUACCUCGUUCCUUUCCUAACCUGUCCAGCCUUUUGAUUUUGCAGUUGGAUUGCAACUGUUUUGACCACUUUCCACAUCAAAUUUUCCAAUUAUCUUCAUUGAUGGAGCUCAGUAUAACAAACAAUUCUAUUGUUGGGCCACUUCCAUUGGAAUUCGGAAAUCUUGUACAUCUUAGGACACUCAGCUUGGCCAAUAAUUUAUGCACCGAGUUACCGCGAACUCUCGGGAACCUCAGACAUCUUGAGUAUCUUGACUACAGUGGGAAUAAGUCAAAAGGCUUGACAUUCUCUUUAAGUGCACUGCAAAAGCUUGAAGAAAUUUCGCUGUCCGGUUGCGGACUGACAACACUACCCGAAGACUUCGGAUUGCUAAAACGAUUGAUCAUACUGAACUUGAGUUCCAAUAAAUUAAGUACUUUCCCCCAUAGUUUCACGGGCUUUCCUUGUCUUACGGCUCUGGUUUUAGCGAACAACCAUUUUUCCUCCAUUCCUGAUUGGGUGUGUCUUUUAGACAAUUUGGUGGUGCUUGAGCUACAAGCGAACAACUUAACCACUUUACCCACGGAUUUUUCCCGAUUGGCCGGUACUGUUAGGCAAAUCGAUCUGUCCCUCAACUCUUUCGAGACGUUUCCUAUUUGCCUUUGUCAACCUAAGAGCCGCCUAACAUAUCUUUGCCUGGAUUCUAAUCCCUUUAAAGAGAUACCGGAAGAAGUUUCCUAUUUGAAAGAUUUGACUCAUUUGUCACUUGCGAACUGCGGUAAUCUCACUUUUCUGCCCAGUGGUUUAGGUUCCUGCUCCAGCUUGCGAAUGCUUAGAUUAAGUCACUGUGCUCUGGAAUCUCUUCCGCCGUCUCUUGUUGGAUUGGUUUCGUUAAAAUACCUAGAUCUUUCACAUACAAAUUUUGCUACUUUUCCUAUAGUUGUUUGCUAUUUGUCUCGUUUAAAAGUUCUCUUGUAUGACCAGCAACAAGGUAGACCACUUGUGGUUAAAGACGAUCCUCGAGGAUGGUUUGCUCGGAGUCGAACACUGUAUCCAGAAGGGAAUCAGUUUACAGACGUUGGCGCUCAAACCUUAAAGUCUUCCGAGGUAUUGAGUUUGUAUCCCACAUUUGAAGAUGCAUUGAACAUUGAAAUGAAUGAAGAUUCUGGGCUUCCUCCACUUAUUGGAAGACUAUCACAACUGGCGCAUUUUUCUUUACAAGCAAAUGGUUUAUUUAUCCUACCGGACGUUUUUCAUACAAUGAAUUUACGUCGAUUGAAUCUCAGUCACAACCGCCUCUAUUUUUUACCCAACCGGUUUCAUAAAUCGAGAAGUUUAACUCAUUUAUAUUUGCACAACAACAGAAUUCGACAACUGACUGAUAAGUUUCAACAGCUGAGGGCGUUGCGCGUUUUGACGUUAGCUGACAAUCCUCUGGUAUGCCCACCAUCAGAAAUUUGCUCAGAAAGAAAGGUUUCUCCCGUUUUUCAUUAUCUUUGGAGACAAAAAUCUUACGAAGGUAAGCACUAG